This is a messenger RNA of Macadamia integrifolia, 1531 nucleotides long. Its product is annotated as alkylated DNA repair protein alkB homolog 8. Lineage: Eukaryota; Viridiplantae; Streptophyta; Magnoliopsida; Proteales; Proteaceae. The transcript is spliced from 4 exons. The record is from RefSeq and is a predicted model, not a curated record. Gene Ontology annotation, biological process: DNA damage response; fatty acid metabolic process. The coding region runs from base 31 to 930 and encodes 299 amino acids. Gene Ontology annotation, cellular component: mitochondrial matrix.
ACUACUCCGGAGCUCCUCUUGCCUCUGCCAAUGGAGAAAGAGAACCAUAUGGAGGAGCAGAAGCAGAUCCUGGAACAAGUGUUUGGAGAGUCAUCAGAAAGCGAAGAAGAUGAACAGCGAUAUUUCGUAGAUUCAAUGGAUUGUGUGCGUACGGAGGAGGAGGAGGAGCAGAAGCAGAUUCUGAUUGACGCGUCUGGCGAACUACCAGACAACCAAGAAGAUAAGCAUAGGCAUUUCGGAGAUGCCGCAGACUGUAAUCAGCCGGGGACACCGAGCAAGAGAGUUCCUAUUUGGCAUCGGAUUGAAGAGGUCAAUGGGCUAUGGUUGUGCAGAGAAUUCCUUUCCCCGGAGCAACAAUCUUCGUUGCUAUCUGCUAUUGAAAACGAAGGAUGGUUCACCCAGCCCUCUCAUAAUCAGGCCAUGGGCUUUGGAAAUCUUCCAUUGUGGGCAACUGAACUCUCAGCAUAUAUUCGCGAAGUGGUUUGGUUGAGCAAGUAUGUCUUUGAGUGUGAGGAUGGCCAAGAAUAUUGUCCCUUGCCGUCAGACUUGUUGUGGCGAGAGCCACUUUUUGAUCAAUUAAUUGUAAAUGUAUAUCAACCUGGUGAGGGUAUAUGUGGGCAUGUGGACCUCAUGCGUUUCGAUGAUGGAAUCGCUAUCACUUCCCUGGAAUCUGCAUGUGUGAUGCACUUCACGCGUGUCAAAACAGAAGACGUUGAAUGUGAAGAGAGAGGAGAUGCUCCUAUCACAAAGAUCCCUGUUUAUUUGAACCCAGGUUCUCUAGUUCUUAUGUGGGGAGAAGCUCGCUACAUUUGGAAACAUGAGAUAAACCGCAAGCUGGGGUUUCAAGUGUGGGAAGAGCAAGAAAUAUGCCAAAAGAAAAGAACCUCCAUUACAUUGAGGAAGCUUUGCCCAACAGGUCAGGAUCUUUAAGUCAUAAAUAUAAUACAGUUGACAUGAAUUGGGUAAGUUGGUAUCUCUCACUACUCUUUGGCUUCACCCGAUAUGGGAUAGGAAGGGUGCAGCCCACUUGAGAGCAAAGCAAGCGCAAAUGGUUUUGUUUGACCUUAUAUGGAGGCAGCAAGAUUUUAUCCUGUGAUUUGGGUGAUUUUAGGUAGAUCUAUUAGAAGUGAUCCAACUAGAUUAUGUUUUAGGGUGCCUCCUGUUUCCCCUAAUAUUUGAGGUGGUUAUCUUCUGUUUCGAAGUUGUGUUAGUAAUGUCGUUGAUGCUAACAUGCUGAACCUAUCACAGCCAGGUGGUCAAGCAGGUAUUCUGGCUAGAUGGUGGGGGCCCAUUAUCCAAUGAAGAAAAAUACAUGAAUAGAAUGUUACCCAUUAAUACUUUAUUUCAGGGUGGAACUUAAUAUCACUCAGCUAUUAGCUGGUAUGGUUUACCACAUGCCCCUUUUAUUUGAGGAAGAAUAAUUAUUAUUGAUACAUCAGUCUAGAGCUUCUUUUGAAAUCAAAUGAUUGGAGAAGGCACACUUCUGUAUUCUCUGGUUAAAAUCUAUAAUGUACAAGUUUGCUGAUGAUCA